Molecule: messenger RNA, 2327 nt
Organism: Ailuropoda melanoleuca (giant panda)
Lineage: Eukaryota; Metazoa; Chordata; Mammalia; Carnivora; Ursidae
Gene: FAM229A
Product: family with sequence similarity 229 member A
Exons: 3
Coding region: 1778-2164 (128 amino acids)
Source: RefSeq, a predicted model, not a curated record
CAACAAGGCGUUCUCACAUUUGAGGUCCCGGUGGGCCACACCACAGCCAUGGCAGUAACGGAUGGCCUCGACCAUCUGAUGGAAGAGGGCCUUGGCCCGGCUCUCGGGCAGUGGCCCCCCAUUCAGCACACAGUCAAAGACAUCCCCUCCUUCAGCCAGUUCCAUCACCAGGUAGAUUUUCCCGUCGGCAGACUCCAGCAUCUCAUACACCCGGAUGAUGUUCUUGUGCUCCAGGGUGCGGACAAUCUGGAGCUCCCGAGGCAGGAAUCUCUGGAUAAAUUCUGAGGAAACAAAGGGGAAAGAGAUGGGGUAUCAAGUCCAGAAGGGCAUCACUUUUCACUCCUGUCUCCUGCCUUCCAGCUUUCGUCUGCCCACCGUAUCUGGGUCUGGGGCCUUGGUUCCCAUUACCAGUCUUAAAUGUCUGACUGCUUGGACAUUGCAAAGAAUGCUCACUGCUAUUAUUUUUGUAGUGAAUAUAUUCAGAGAACUACUCCUUGCCACCCUCAGGGACUGUUGUGAGCAACCUGAGAGACCAUGGAUAUCAAAGUGCUUUGGGGAUUUUUAGACAAAACCACUGAAUCUCAGUUAUGAGGCCUGAUUUGCCCACAGCGUGGUGAGCCAGCUCCUCACACCCCGGCCUCCUGACCCACGGUUCUUCCCAUGAGCGCUGUCUUCCUUUUUCCCACUUCUGCCUGCCGUGGCAGCAGCUCCUACCCUCUGCCAGCCCAGGCCAUGGCCCCUCUGCCUAUCUCUGUCCCCUUCCUGGAAUAGGGAAGGCCCGGCAGACUGGGGUUCUGCCUCUGAGGACCGUUUACCUCCUGCCACUUUAAUCUUGGGUUUUAGAGGUGUGAUGUUCCAGGACUCCCAGCAUCUUUCUGUCCCCCCGACCUACCCCAGAGCCACAAACUCUUGCACUCCUUGGUUCCAGACUAAAGAGGAGGAGGGGAUGAUCCUUCCCACUCGAGGAAGUGCCCACCCAUCUCAACCAGCCCUCCCUUCCUCCAAAGGGGCCCCGGCUCACCUUCUGGCCCUCCCUUCUUGUCUAUAAUUUUAAUUGCCACUUUUCUUUGGUGUUUUUUGGAAAAUGCUUCUUUGACUUUUGAGUAGGUCCCUUCCCCAAUGGUCUUGCCCAGCUGGUACCCAUUGGAGAGCAGAAAGUCCUCCAUGCUGUCUAGCGCCUCCUUCCUAUCACCCUCUCAGCUCAUGCUGCCUCUGUGAGGCAGCUCUACUCCACCAUCGCCCUUGGCCUGCUUCUUUUCCCCCCAAGGACUUCAUGCACAGCCUCCCCCAGCGCUAGAACAUUCUCGUCUGGACACAGCAGCCACCGGUGGUGGGGAGGGAGAGGGCCAGACAUUUUAAAUCUCCGGCCCAAUUGUGAUGUAAAUGCUGUGUGACCCUUGGCCAAAAUUGUCAGUGCCUUUACCAGCCCUCACCAUCACCACCACCAAACCCAGCACGGGUUUCAGUCACCGCCACGCCCCGUCCCUCCCGCCAGGCUGGGAGUUGCUGCCCGCCGGGGGGCGCUCCGGAGCGUCUGGACGCCGCCCGGGAUGACGGGCUUCUUUUCGUGGACGCCGCCUCGCGGCUGCUUGUCGCCGCCUCCUGCGCCCCAAUAGGGCUGCCGGGGGUCUGCACGACCCGGUACCGAGGCGCCAUGGCCAGAGCCCUCCAGCCCCGGCUCGCGGCUGCGCUGAGUGCCGGGCGGCCCGAGACGGCGGGGGGUUCUCGGCGAGAGGAACGGGCUCUGUGAGGUCAGCGCGCCGCGGCCCGGGUCACAAUGCAGCCCGCCCCCUCGACGCCCGGGCCGCGGCGCGCCGCAGACACCUGCCCGGCUCCGCCUGGACCGGAGCGUCCUCCCGCGGCCAGGGGUCCGGCAGCUGCUUCCAGCCUGGGACCAGCCUCGGCCUCCGGCAGAGCGCCCUGGGGCCUGGACAUGAGUGCUCAGGAGCCCCCGCAGGGUCGAAGAUUCCCCAUUGAGGCCGGAGACUCCCCUGGCCUUGCCGCCGCCCCCGAGUCCCAGGACAACCCGGAGCCGGUAGCCACGGAGCACAACCCGGUCAGGCCGCUUCGACGCUGCCCGGGCUGCCACUGCCUGACGCUGCUGCACGUGCCCAUCGACGUCUACCUGGCCAUGGGCGGGAGCCCCCGGGCCCGCGCCACCUGAGUGCGCCUGCGUACCGCGGCUCCGCGGGAGCCGGGCGGGGACGAGGCCCGCCGCGGGCCACCACGUUGAGGUCGCGCGCGCCGAGCACGAGACAAUGAUGCACAUUUUAAAAUAAAAGAAUGAUGCACAUUUUAAUAAAGCACAGCAUAAACUGUUCUUUCCA